AUUACCCCUUAAGUUCUUCUUUAGUUAUGUGUCUUAUUUCUCUCAUCUGAAUCCACUAUCAGCCCCAAAUAUGGGAAUUGAAACUUUGAACGGUGCGAAUUAUUCUUCAUGGAAAGAUUCACUGAUGCUAACUCUUGGCAUGUUGGAUUUUGAUUAUGCACUGAGAGAGCCUGCCCCUCUUGCCCUCACUGAUAAAAGUACUGCUGAAGAUAAAAUAGUACAUGAGAGAUGGGAAAGGUGCAACAGAAUGGCUCUUAUGCUCAUCAAAAAUUCUAUCAGCAUAAUCAUCAGGGGAGCUAUUCCAGAUUCAUCUAAUGCUAAAACAUAUCUGGCUUCCGUGGAGGAACAAUUCAAAGCAACUUCUAAGGCACAUGCUAGUACUCUUAUUUUGAAGAUGGUGACUACUAAAUACGACGGGAAAAGCGGCAUUCGUGAGCACAUCAUGAUGAUGAACGACAUGGCCCGUAAGCUUAAGGGUUUAGACAUGGAGAUCAGUGAAGGUUUUUUGGUGCACUUCAUCAUGACUUCUCUUCCUGCAUCUUUUGAAGCUUUUAAGGUCAACUACAACACCCAGAAGGUCAAGUGGUCGAUGAAUGAGUUGAUUGCUAUGUGUGUACAAGAAGAAGAGCGUCUGAAGCUGGACAAACCGGAUGUGGCUUACCUCAUGACCGCUAAUCCAAAGAAGAGGAAGGGCAAUGUCGAUAAGAAGGAAGUUUCUAAAGUCCAGAAACGUGAUGCAAGUGCUUCAUCCAGCUCUAAGAACUCCAAAGGGAAGUCUUACUGCAAGUUCCGCCGCAAGGAAGGACAUAGACAAAAAGACUGCCAAGACUUUAAGGAGUGGCCGACGAAGAAAGGGAUUCCUUACAAUCCAGAAGCUGGAAAGAAACCGAAGAACACUUAAGCUGGGGAAUGGAACAGAACUAGCUAUCGAAGCUAUGGGAACCUUAGAAUUAAUAAUGAAAACUGGUUUAUGUA
Cuscuta campestris is the source of this 975-nucleotide messenger RNA. Lineage: Eukaryota; Viridiplantae; Streptophyta; Magnoliopsida; Solanales; Convolvulaceae. The record is from the annotation of a GenBank genome assembly.